GAGAAACGAAAAUUCAGGUACUAAAUGCUGUGUCAGAGUAGCGGGCGGGGGGUGGUGACUGCCCAGCUGAUGUCAGAUUUUCAAAUGAGCAGGGUCCCCCGGCAGCCAGUACAGACUCCACUGCAGGGGCUGUCAUAGGUCUGGACCACCUCAUUUGAGGGGGGAAUCUGCCUGGGCCUCAGCUCCUUCCAGCUCCUUUGAGGAGGGCUCUAGCCCGGACUCAGGAUGCCUGCAAUGAGGGAGGGGCAAGUGGUGAGACAGUUAACAGUGGGGGUGUGCACAGGGGCUGCAGGCAGCAGCCAGGCUCCCCCACUGGCCAGGCAGUUGGUAUGCUCCAGGAUGUUAGCAGCUCCUUCCAGCAUCCUUCAUCCUUCAGGUACCAGCCGUCUGGGCAGUGCUUGAGCUGCAGAAACUGGGACCAGCCCUCCACAGACCUCUGACCUGACCCUCCCGAGUGGCUUUCUCUGUAUUAGCUGCUUCUGCUGCUGCGUCAGAUACUUUCAGCUGCAACACCCUACAAGGUGGGACACCCAUCUCAGGAGGUUUUGGUGCACCCCACUGACUCUACUCCCCAGGGCUGCUGCCGCCUGUGGCCUCAGGUGAGAAGGGAGCAUCCUGCUUUUCUCCCAUUGGGGCUCGAGGGGGCAGGUGGGGGUUAUGUGCCCUCCUCAUCAGGGUGGGGCUCAUUCUGGUUGAGGCUUGCAGAGCUGGGAACACCCAUGGCUUGAAGGGCUGAAAAGCCUUAAGUCUUUUGUAUGUUUAAUGAUCUGUGGCCUCGCCCAUGUGGGAGUUCGGGGAGCAUCUCAUCCCACCCUCUCCAUUUCCUCAGCCGAGGAAGACAGGGAUGGGAAAGGCCACUGGAGGAUGAGGAUGAGAGCGGAACAAAAUAUGGGGGCACAUGACCACAGCCUUGUAAAGGAUGAAAGGGGAGACCCCUGUGAACAGCACUAUGAGUAUUGGGCAAGCCCGCAAGAUGGUGGAACAGCUUAAGAUCGAAGCCAGCUUGUGCCGGAUAAAGGUGUCCAAGGCAGCAGCAGACCUGAUGACUUACUGUGAUGCCCACGCCUGUGAGGAUCCCCUCAUCACCCCUGUGCCCACUUCGGAGAACCCCUUCCGGGAGAAGAAGUUCUUCUGUGCCCUCCUCUGAGUUGCCCUGUUCUUCCUCACAACUCCUCAUCUGUCCCUCUCCUGGGCCCUUCCUUAGGUCAGUAACUGUUCUGAAGCCCUAAGGGUCCCUGCAUCAUAUUCCUACUCCUUGACGACCCCUGUGAGGUUAUCUGAAGCACAAGGCCCUCCCUCACCUGUCUGUCCACCCCGUUUCCUCACUCCUUGCCUCGGGGCACCCUUUGCUCCACCCAGAGAAGGGCCAUCAGACUCCUGCCCCGUUCCCUCUGUGACCCCCUCAGACAAUGGAGAGAGGGAAGGGCCGGGAG
Molecule: messenger RNA, 1433 nt
Organism: Equus quagga
Lineage: Eukaryota; Metazoa; Chordata; Mammalia; Perissodactyla; Equidae
Gene: GNG3
Product: G protein subunit gamma 3
Exons: 3
Coding region: 920-1147 (75 amino acids)
Biological process (GO): G protein-coupled receptor signaling pathway
Cellular component (GO): heterotrimeric G-protein complex
Molecular function (GO): G-protein beta-subunit binding
Source: RefSeq, a predicted model, not a curated record